AUGCAACCACACACUAAGACCGAGAGUACUACAGAUAGUAUGAACAAACCAACUGGUUCUAGCCAGUCUGAAUCAAUCAAAGAUUCCAGAUCUGCUGGACACAACACUACUGCCGGAACAGCAGCUGCAGAACAGCUUCUGUCGGGUCGUAUGCCACACCCAAUGUCAGGAAAGAACAGAAAUGGCUAUGGCAAUAGAGGCCAGUCCAGCUUUUAUCAAAACAGCAGUAGCAACUACCGUAGCAAUAAUGGACGCUUCUACAAGUCCGACUAUUCCACUCGUCCUCCAGUGCGUCCUCACUUUGAUUAUCCGAGCAUGAGUAGCACUCAGAAUAGUAGUGAUGCUGCAGCAAUGACUUCUGCUUCUUCUGACAAGCAGUGUGGAUGGAGUGCUGUCCUGCUGCCUGACGAUUCCCAGAGGUUUGCUCCCGAUCGGUUUAAAAACUCGACCUAUAAACCGUCUAGGCAUCAAUCUACUCAUGAUACUGCUCAUGGUAACACUCUGGAGAAACAAAAGCCUUUGAAUAUUCUACCUCAUCCCAGAAACAAUAUCAAUAAACGCAAUUCAUCCUCGGCCGUAGUCCAGCAGAAGCAGAACGAAAAACCUCUGGCUAAUAGCACGGGCAUUCCUGUUUCCAAACAGCAGCGUGUGCAGUCUAUAGUCGCUGCUACAGAGUCCGGAACCCCUCCGACUCUUGUUAAAACGUUGUCACAGUCCAAGUUUCAGGUUGGAGAGAUGAAAGUAACAUUAACUAGACAGUCUUCUGCCUCGGGUUCGGUUUCUGUCGAUCCUAAACCGCAACUGGCUGAAUCUACUGUCAUUUCCAAUGGAGGGUAUCAGCAACAUCCCAAACAGUACGGGCCUGCUAAAUACAACAAACAUGGAAAACCUGCUCACAAACAAGGCAUCAAUGCGUCUUCAUUUAAUGCUUCCUCUGGUGCAUCCACUGCAAAAAUCCAUCACAAAGUGCAUCCAAACGACAGUCUAGUAUCUGCUUCUAUUCCUGAACAUAGUGUUCCUAAAACAGGAUAUGUUAAAAGAGAAGCGGUAGAUGAUGGAAACACAUUCAGUGCAGCAAAUGACACAGUAGCAGAAGUAGUUCAAGAGUUUCCCGUAGAUGAUGAAAUGCAGGCAUGUUUAACUAAACAGCAGCGAAAAACAGAAACUAAUACUCAAAAAAAGAGAACGAACAAGGACAAAUCUAGACAGAAGCGAUCGUCACCAGUGUCCAGUGUAUCCGAUUCAACCACCGGCACUAACGAUCCUGAUGCUGUUUCAAUCUCUGUUGUUGAAAAAGGCAUUUCUUCUUUGCGUGUCGAUCGGACCAUCGAGUCUGUCAGUUCUACUCAACUAGUAUCUGAAUCUGUUGGUUCACAACAAACUGAGCUUAAAACGGGUAUUUCCCACCCUAUAUCUAAUGGCACCACUGUCAACUCUACGAUUGCUAAUACCGUGUCUAAUGCGAUGGUUGCUGCUCCAACUUCUUCAGAGUCUCUUGGUUCACAACUCGAGUCUGGUACCGACAACAUUCAUCAGCGCGCUGCUGUGGAUGCACCCGAGUUUGUGCCCAUGUCUGCACCCACGACUGCAUGGACCAUCACCACGUCUGAUUUGAUUCAACCGAUUGCUUCGCCUUACCAUCCUUACCAUCAGUCCUACUUUCCCUAUCCCAUUGCUCCUGGAUACCCAUACUCUUCAUAUGGCCAGUUUGGAGCUCCAUUUAUAAUGGAUCCCAAUGCUAAUGCUACAAAUACGUCGGGUGCUCAUGCCAGCGCGAGUUCUCAAGCAACUGAUGACGGAACCACCAACGUAUCGCUUGUAUCAGCUGCAGUGCCUAUGCAACUUCAACAAAUAAUGACUCCCAAUGGCAUGGUCAUGUAUGCUCUGCCGAGUGGAAUGAUGAUGGGACCCGAGUAUCCAUACAUGCCUAUAUUCUAUCCUCCACAGCAGAUUCCAGGACAACAUGGACAACAUGGACAUCACUAUCCUCAAUCCAUGACUCAUGCAAACGUUACUCCAGCAGCAACAGAACCCAACUCUUCUCAAUCGCAUAUGGCACCCAAUACCAACAGUAUGCAGCCAAUUCAGCAGCAACAGCAGUAUAUGACCCCUAUAAUCCCUGGCAUCUCUCCUUACAUGUAUCCUAUACCACCUGCUCAAUUUAUGACUCCCAUGAUGAACACAAUGAUGCCUCAUAUGCAAAAUAUGAUGGUAUCUGAAAUAAAUACGUCGCCCGUAUCUACAUACAUUUCCUUGCCCAGCCAGGAAACAUUGGGAUCAGCAAUGGUUCUUUCACAUACAUCGGUUUCAUCAGCUAUUACUUCAAAUCCUGUCGGAAUCUCAGCUCAUGGAAACAGUGUGUAUAUUCCACCAGUACAUCUAUUUCAUCGUCCUAGUUCCUUUCCUUGUCCACCAGCGGAAAAGUAUUCUGCACAGCAUCAGAUAUAUCGACCUCACUCUUUACACAACUCACACCAGUCUAUGAAUAACCAGUAUUUUACUCAUGGUCAGUCGCGUGGGCUUCAAGAUGCUCGACCAGCCCCGUCUGGUUCUAGAGAUCAUUUUCCUUCUACUCAUGCAGCCGCUAGUGGAACUGAUUCUCGCAAUCCACUUUACGGACGCCAAGACCCCAAUUUCAAUCCAUCUUGGCUGUAG
Molecule: messenger RNA, 2655 nt
Organism: Batrachochytrium dendrobatidis JAM81
Lineage: Eukaryota; Fungi; Chytridiomycota; Chytridiomycetes; Rhizophydiales
Exons: 2
Coding region: 1-2655 (884 amino acids)
Source: RefSeq, a predicted model, not a curated record